UCCUUUAAAACUUCCGUAGCCGCCUCUCCAGUCCGAGCUUUCAGACUCGGAAAACUGCUUUCUAACCUAAACGUAUUUUUAGUAAAUAACAUUUAAACCAUGAGCGAUAAAGGCUUGUCUAACGAGGCAGCGACAGCAGCUUGUAAAGAUGGAGACCCUAUAACUAAGGAUUUCAUGAUGCAGCAGACUAUGCUGAGGGUGAAAGAUCCGGUAAAAUCUCUGGAUUUCUACACCAGAAUCCUCGGCAUGACGCUGCUGCAAAAGAUUGACUUCCCCUCCAUGCGUUUCUCUCUCUUCUUCUUGGGCUACGAGGACAAGAAAGAGAUUCCUGCCGAUGUGAAGGAAAGAACGGCCUGGACGUUUUCUAGGAGAGCCACCCUCGAGCUGACGCAUAACUGGGGUUCAGAGUCUGAUGAGGGCCAGUCCUAUCACAAUGGAAACUCUGAUCCUCGUGGCUUUGGACACAUUGGGAUCGCAGUCCCUGAUGUUUAUGGAGCCUGUAAACUGUUUGAAGAGCAGGGAGUCACGUUCGUCAAAAAGCCAGAUGAUGGUAAAAUGAAAGGCUUGGCCUUCAUUCAGGACCCUGAUGGAUACUGGAUCGAGAUCCUGAGUCCCAACAACAUGGUGUCCAUCACCUCCUAAAGCUAACUGGCACUGGCGAACUGCCUGCUGCACUGUGUCACACUGUGUGACACUGCACUGCUCUGCAACAUUUGUGGAAGAGCUGUGAACAAAUGAAACUGGAUCAUUUGUGAGUCUGCAAUGGGUUUACAGAGGCGUGGGGUUGGACUGCCAGCGGGACAGUUUACAUGCAAACACUUUAGAUCAAAGAUGUAUUAUUAUGUUUAGGGAACUACCCUGUGUAGUUCUUGCUUUUGUCCAACGUCAUCAGUUUGUUUUCACAGGUGAUGCUGAAAGAAAAUGUGUGAAUGUAAUAAAUAUGAAAGCUAAAGAUGAAA
This is a messenger RNA of Austrofundulus limnaeus, 959 nucleotides long. It is a transcript of the gene glo1, whose product is annotated as glyoxalase 1. The coding region runs from base 100 to 642 and encodes 180 amino acids. Lineage: Eukaryota; Metazoa; Chordata; Actinopteri; Cyprinodontiformes; Rivulidae. The record is from RefSeq and is a predicted model, not a curated record. The transcript is spliced from 6 exons. Gene Ontology annotation, molecular function: metal ion binding; lactoylglutathione lyase activity.